Messenger RNA from Pyrus x bretschneideri (Chinese white pear), 3523 nucleotides. RefSeq names its product phospholipase A1 PLIP1, chloroplastic-like. Gene Ontology annotation, biological process: lipid metabolic process. Lineage: Eukaryota; Viridiplantae; Streptophyta; Magnoliopsida; Rosales; Rosaceae. The record is from RefSeq and is a predicted model, not a curated record. Gene Ontology annotation, molecular function: glycerophospholipid phospholipase A1 activity. Bases 1344 to 3398 code for a protein of 684 amino acids. The transcript is spliced from 5 exons.
AAUAUUUAGCUUAAAUUUUGUAGAACAUCAAAUUGAUGUUUCUCUAUUUUUCAAGGACAAUUUUCAAAAUAAUAGAAAAGAAAAUAUUUAUACAUUAUAAAAAAAAAAUAUUUCAUAAAAGAUAAAAUCAUGUAUGUCACCAUCACUGUAGCCACCACGACCACAACAUUGUAUACCGUCUCACCAUGAUCACCACCACCACCACCAUCUUUGUCAUUACCACCUCCCACCACCAUCGCAGCCACCACCAUAUCCUACACCGCCAUCACCCUUGCCACCAUGGGCACCACCACCUUCACUGUCACACUAAUUCCACAACCAACACUACCGCCGCUGUCUCACCAUGGCCACCACCACAUGCACCUCUGCUGCCACCACCACCACCACCAGAUGAUCCACCGCCAUCAUUCUCGCCAUCAUGGCCAUGACCACCUCCAUCAUCUUAUCGUUGCGGCCACCAGCACCACAUCUUCACCUCAUUACCCUUACCAUGGCCAUCACCACCUCCGCCAUCUCCACCUUAUUGCCCUCACUACUACCGUCACUCCAACCAUCAUUGCUGCCACCACCGCACCACUGCUACCAUACACGAAUUUAUAUUUAUUUUGACAUUUUAGAUAUUAGUGCCAUACGCAUUUUCUAUGUUUUUUUUUUCAGCAAUCAUUCUCGAAUUAAACUAUGUGUAUUCUCAAAUCAUAGAAAGAAAGAAAAAAAUUGUCGUUUUCGUUUUUAUAAAACAGUUCUUCAAAAAUUGUUUUGCAAGACGUUACCGGGCCGUUAUUUGCUCCAAUGCAAUCUCAUUUUAGGCAUAAAAAGUUGCAUGGUUUUUCCCGAUAUUAUUGUCCCUAGGCAUGUGGUUUUUACCUUAAUUAUAUGCUUAUUUGGUCCAACUUAUAAUACAUAUGCUGCGUUCGAUGUUUACAAUAACAUCAUACUUAAAAUGCUAAACAUAUACAAUUUAUGGAUUUAUUAUGUUCCUCGAAUUUCACUGUAUUUUUUAUCAAGAUUAAAGCUACAUUUUGUCUAAGUAGCAAGUCAAAUGACUUCAAAACCCUUACCAUAAAAUGCAUUAUUCGAAGACUGGGAAUUAUCCUUGUGCACAAAAACGUAAUUCCGCAGUGUAUCCGUUGUUAACGAGGAGUUGGAGCUGAUUAGUGUGUGAUUAUAAAAGUCCAUUACCAUAAGCAGAUUUGCUUUCAAGAACUCAGCCAAAAAAUAAAAAAUAAAUUCUGAGUUCUGAACCCUCAAAGCUUCUUAUGCGAUAGAGUUGCACAUUGUUGGUUAACAGGAAGUUUGAAUAUUUUUCAGGAAAAUUCUUCAUUACUUGCGUUUUUGGUGCAAUCAUGCCAUGCAGUUCACUAGCUAUUCCUACCUCUCCGGCUUCCGCCACGACGGUAGACGUUUUCCAAGAGCACAACGGUCUCCGCCGGUCUAACUCCAACCAAGACCUUCACCGUCGUGCUACUAUGCGGAGGUCUUAUUCCGACAACCAUCUUUGUUACCGCAUCAGUCGUAUCCACGCAGCAGCAACAGAACCAAAACUAAAGAACAGCCGUUCGGGGAUUUUCUCGUUUCAGUUUUCGAGUUCCAUUCUCCCAAACUUGGUGAGAUCAUUCUCGUUUGAUCCAGACACGAGUAAUCAUACAAGCAUAAAGGCGAAGGACAUGAGUAAGGAGACCUCUGGGGAGAGCGCCAGUGAGGAGGAGAGCAAAAGAGCAAAUUGGGUGGAGCGACUUGUGGAAAUCAGAAGUAAAUGGAGGGAUAGGCAGAAAAAGGACGAUGCGGAUGAAGACAGCGUCUGUGAAGCGGGUGAAAAUGGUGAUUGUGAAUGUGGCAGAGAUGAGGGUGGUUGUGCGGUGGAUUAUACUGCAGAAGACGAUGGGGGAGAAACCAGUCCUGAAUUUUUCCGGAGGUUUUUGGUUCGAGUUCCAUGGUCUGAUACCAAGCUGUUUUCGAAGCUAUCCUUCUUGUGCAACUUGGCCUAUGCGAUGCCACAAAUCAAGGAAAAUUAUAUAAAGAGAUAUUAUGGCCUACGAUUAGUAACAACUUCACUAAAGAAGAAGGCCGAAGAUGAAAUCAAAGCAAAACUAGAUAACAACUCGAAUCGUGUACCUGAAGCUGCCGAAGUAGCUAGUGAAUCCAGUUCGGAGAAAGCUGUAGAAGCUGGGCAGAAGCGUCCAUGCCGUCCUGCUGUUGCUUACAAUAUUGCUGCCUCAGCUGCAUCUUAUGUGCGGUCACGCAAUCAGGACAGCUUCUCACUCGGGCCCAAAUCGCAGCAGGAGGGUGAUGGCGAAAAUUCACGAGAGGAAGGAGGGUACUCACCUCGAAGCUAUAAGCCAGAGGUGGCAGUUUCCAUGGCAGCGUCAACAAUGACAGCAGUGGUUGCAGCAGGGGAAAAGGAGAAACAAGAAACAGCAAAGGACCUUCGGUCACUCCAGUCCUCACCUUGUGAAUGGUUUGUCUGUGAUGAUUCCAGCACAUAUACUCGUUGUUUCGUGAUUCAGGGUUCCGACUCCCUCGCAUCCUGGCAGGCAAACCUGUUCUUCGAACCUACCAAAUUCGAGGGGACAGAUGUGCUUGUUCACAGAGGAAUCUACGAAGCAGCGAAGGGAAUGUACGAGCGAUUUAUUCCAGAAAUAACUGAACACUUGAAUAGACAUGGUGAGCGAGCGAAGCUUCAGUUUACAGGCCACUCUCUUGGAGGAAGCCUCUCUCUCUUAGUCCACUUGAUGCUGCUGAGUAGGAAGUGUGUAAAACCCUCUACUCUUCGGCCAGUUGUCACAUUUGGCUCACCAUUUGUGUUCUGUGGAGGCCAGAAAGUACUCGACAGACUAGGAGUGGAUGAGGGUCAAAUCCAUUCCGUGAUGAUGCAUAGAGAUAUCGUCCCUAGAGCCUUCUCCUGCAACUACCCUAACUAUGUGGCCACACUUCUCAAGCGUUUAAAUUCAUUUCGGUCACACCCUUGUCUAAUAAAAAAUAAAAUAUUAUAUUCUCCGAUGGGCAAACUAUUUAUUCUCCAACCUGAUGAGAAUGAAUCUCCUCCACACCCUCUACUUCCUCCGGGGAGUGCCCUCUAUGCUUUGGACAAGACCCAACGUGGAUUCUCUUCAAGUGUCCUUACGACUUUCUUGAACUCUCCACAUCCACUAGAAACCCUAAGUGAUCCUACAGCUUAUGGUUCAGACGGUACAAUUCUAAGAGACCAUGACUCAAGCAACUAUCUAAAGGCUGUGAAUGAAGUCCUAAGGAAACACACAAGGAGAGCUGUUCGGAAAGUGAGAAAAGAAAAGAAUCUAUUGUGGCCGCUACUUACUUCACCAUCUCCACACUCCUGGAACCAUGAAAGUAAUCUGGAGAGCAGCGGGUUGGCAACUAAGGAGAUACUCACAGGAGUUUAAAACCAUUGUUUUGUGUGUGGUGCAUAUAGAGGAUGUUCAUAAGAAAAUAAGUAGAGGACUUAGUUCGUUCUCUCUGUUUCGUGUACAUCUCUUACAUCCUAACCGUCUCUGUAUCUAUGAACUCA